AUGCCCCGGCCGAGGUGGGUCUCCUCAUCUUCCUGCUUUUUACAUGACGUUGGAUCUCGUCGGGGCGGGGUGGAGUUGUAAUCGCUGGUUUUCUUCUUGUUCGCGCGAACAGGGAGUCCGAGAUGCCCCAGCAGCAGCAGAAGCAGCAGCUGAAGCAGAAGGCAAAGCCGUGGCAACCUCCGUCGCCUCUGCAUCUGAAGACUGGUAGCCCCGAGUCCACCGGGGCCGUCCCUAGCCGCCGCGGCAGUCCGAAGGUGGAGGACAGCCACCGUCGAUCGCCGCGCAGUCCACUUUCCGAGGUGAGUCGCCGCCGGACGGUCCUUGUCCGCUGCCUGCAUUCAAUCUGAAAACCACGCGUUCUCUGUGAUCGACAUUUCAGUCCCCGGCGAGGAGCCAGAAGAAGGCCGGGAGUAGGGUGGCGGAUCUGCAGAAGAAGUUAGGGCAGGCACAGGAGCAGAUCAAGAAGCUGAAGGAGCAGCUGGCGUCGGCAGACGAUGCCGAGGGGGGCUCAAAGCGCGAGCCGGAGGAGGCGGUGAAGUCGGUUCCCGUCGCUCCGGAUUCUGCCGCCGGAGAACGAGUGGAUGAAUUCGCAGACGCGCCGGAAGAUGCUCAGAGGAAGCACGACGAGACCCCCUCCGAGGAUGCGCCACCGGUGGAGGGCGAGAUCCAGGUCCCCUCGACGGAGGUCGAUAUCUCCGAUCUGGUCCCUCCGGCAGCCGCCUCACCCGUGGAUCCCUCGUCUGAGGAAGAUCAGGGAAUGAAUGAGCCGGCGGCGAUGGAGGCUAACGAGGAGAGGGAGAAGAUCGAGGACUGUGGCAAGGGGGAGGCAGAUAUCAUCCCGGAGGCCGGAUCGAUGCAGCUGAUAGAAGUCGCCAGGGAGGGCCAGAUGAACGGAGACGAAGGCAGAAGCGCGGAGAGCAUGGUCGGCGAGCUCGACGUCCUCUUGGCGGAGAAUGCCAGCCUGAAGAACCAGUUGGCGGAAGCCGAGGUGAGCUCAGCGGCGGCACUGACCAGGGAGGAGGAGAUGGCCCUGAAGCUCAGAGACGCGGUGGAAGAGUCGGCCGCGAACAGGGCGAGGGCGGACCGGCUGGGGAAGCAGCUGGAGACAGUGGAGGGAGCGGUGGCGUCGCUCGAGACGGAGAUGAAGACGCUGCGGGUCCAGACGGAGCAGUGGCGGAAGGCGGCCGAAGCGGCGGCGGCGGUGCUCUCGGCCGCCUCCGCUCCAAACGGGCGGCGGGUGACGGAGCGGUGCAGGUCCAUGGACAAGCACAUGGGGAUGAGCUACCAGGUCGGGUCGCCUCUAGCCGGGGGCGAGCUGAAGGACGUGCUGAGCGGGGGGAGGAAGAAGGGGGGCGGGAUCCGGGCGCUGGGAGAUCUCUGGAGGAAGACGGCGGCGCUGAGCAAGCCACAGGAGAGGAGAUGA
Messenger RNA from Spirodela intermedia, 1423 nucleotides. The record is from the annotation of a GenBank genome assembly. Lineage: Eukaryota; Viridiplantae; Streptophyta; Magnoliopsida; Alismatales; Araceae.